Topomyia yanbarensis is the source of this 5468-nucleotide messenger RNA. RefSeq lists its product as uncharacterized. Gene Ontology annotation, molecular function: serine-type endopeptidase activity. Bases 1663 to 4335 code for a protein of 890 amino acids. Gene Ontology annotation, biological process: proteolysis. NCBI's taxonomy places the organism in Eukaryota, Metazoa, Arthropoda, Insecta, Diptera, Culicidae. The transcript is spliced from 10 exons. The record is from RefSeq and is a predicted model, not a curated record.
UUCUUCUAUUCGGUUCUUGGUGUGGUGCGUUUGAUUUCUAGGUGAUUUCCCUGUGGUACAGCUAAUGGAUGGAAUCUUUGAAUGAAAAGUGUGAUUGAGUUGAUGUGUUACAAUGUCACUACGACUUACGGUUUAGUGAGGCGAAGAUUACCAUUAGAAAACGUAUCGAGCUGAAGUGGUGCUCAGUCAGUUGUUGUUGGAUUUAUGGAAAUUUAAUGAACUACGAACCAGACGCUGGGUUGAGGAUGAAAUUUCGAGGUGAUAAGGAAAAAGGAUUGUGACACUGAACGAAGGACAGGACUGUGCUACUUAGUGCCAAUAAAUAAUUCAUGUGUGUUGUGUCGAGCCGAACGAGUGCCCUUUGUGGUUAAAACAGAAUGUAUGCUGAUUAUUUUUAAAUGGAAUUCUGCGGAAGCUGGUAAACCUGUUUGCAUGCAGAUAUUGAAAAACGACGAAGCGCUUUAAAAAAGCGUUAAAACUAUACACCCCUCCACCCGGCAUCUCUCUUAACAAACGACAGGUUGAAAGUGCAUUCGCGCGUCCAGAGCGGACGAUAGAAAGGAAAAGUUAUAUAUCCCUAUUCCUAGGAAGUGGACACCGCACACGGCAUGCACUUUUCCCGGCUGACCAAAUUGCUUCGCCGACUAACCCGCGGGAGAGAUUGAGAGAGCAGGGUGGACCCACUCCCACCGAGCAGCAGCCAUACCGCAAUUAUUAGGUUAGGCGUGAGCGGACAGCGGACAGACAGUUCCUUCGGACUUUUUGACCGACGACGAAACAGCAGGCCGACCGCACGAGGCUGGCGAGCAGGCAGGUAGGCGAGUUGCAGUUGAAAUCAGUGCCUGCCCUCCCCCAACAACAACAACAACAUCCCGCCCUGCGUGGCGGUUUUUAUUUUUCUGUCACGCCGUUUGGCUGCCAACCGUCCAACGACCGUGGCUGUUUGUGCGCGGUAGUAUCGACCGAACCGUAGGCAAAACACAACCACAGCACAAGUGAAGAAUAGUAGCAAACAGAAGAGCGCUAAGAAAAAAUUAUAGCAAGUGAUGGUAAUCAUAACAACAUAAAAGUAACCGAAGCGACCGAAGAAAAAGAGUGAAAUUACACAAAUAAAAAUAUGAAAAAGAAAGUGAAUUGAAUUUUAACUUCAACCGGGCGGAGGAAAUAAGCAAAAGGGUGAACCGAAGAAAACGAAAUUCGACUCAGUAGAAGAAACGGUGGAAGAAAAUAAGGUUUGAAAAAUUUAUCAAAGUGUGGAAAUAAAUAUCAUCUGCGAAAACAUGCUUUUCCCAAGCCCGGGUAUAUGAUAGUGAUAACGAGUGAGCGUAGAGCUAGUGAAAGAGCGAACCAAGGUAACGAUCAGCCCUAGAGGUGUAUUGGAGAGGAAAAUCGUACAAAAGAGGUGAAAAAAUAACGAAAAUAUAAGUAAACAGUGGGUGAAUGAUCUAAACCGCUCGUAGUUCGCGCACUUUCGUGUUACUUUUCCCUUCAGAGCGGUCGACACGUACCUACUAUUGAAGCACAUUCAUGAAGUGGCUGGCAAGUAUUUUUGAAACUUCAGUUCCAAGUAACAGCGCAACGCCAUCGUCUGCUGUUACGCAGUUCCCUUUGUCGCUCUUGGAAGGAGCCCACCAUUCCUUAAAACAUUCCGUAUGAAGUAAGAUGUUAGGUCCCACAAAAUGGAGACUCCUAACGAUAGUCGCCGGAAUAUUACUCGCCCACGCCAUUGAAUCACCGAACAGCAGCAAAAGCAACAAGCUCAAGGGGCAGGUCCGCACAUUCACAAACCCCGACCUUGGCCUACGGAUAGAGCAGAUAGAGCCCUGGGGCAGUCGAAAAAUUACUUCCCGAAAUCUGCUCGUCCCCUAUGAAACCUUCUCCAAUGUGGAUAACAUUCGGUACAUAGACAGCCGAUCCGCCAACAGUCGUCUGCUGCGAAAUACUUUUGGAGCAUUUAGAUUCGCUGGACCAGUUCAACCACCGCCAUAUCAGGUGCCUGUGCAGCAGCCUAUCACAGCCCAACAACGAAGGGCCAAAUCUUUCCAAAAUCGUCGUUCCGACGAUGAAGCACAACAGACAGGAGUGCGAUUAACAGCAUCUCCAACGCUCCCACUUCCGAAUUCCCAACCAUUAUCCUAUCAAGGAGAACCACCGAUCAACGGGCUUCAAAAUGUCACCCGAACUCGACAACACCGAUAUAAAUUCAUCCCAAUCGGGUACUUUUAUCAAGGGCCCACAACCAACCCGAACUUAACCCCGAUUAGGAAUUCAUUACCGCCCAAAACAACCCAAGAUGAUGAACCUGAUGAGUCAUCAUUUUCAACCGAUGGCUACCGGACGGAGGGAAACGAUACCGAAUCGGAUCCAAACGCGAUGGGUGCUCGUCGAUCUGGAAUCCAGUUCCCUCCCGGUCCGUAUCAAGUUGCCAGUACAUUCACUCCACAAGCAUACAACGAGGAAAGCUUUGCCUAUAACGAGAACCUAGGACUGUAUCAGCGUCCGAUCAACACUGCUGAUGACUACGAGGAUACGGAUCCCUAUGACACCCGACAGCCACGAACUCCAACGGUUGCUACCACGCCGGAGCUCGAACAGGCAGAAAUUUCUCGAAACAUAUACGCAAAUCGAUACUUCCGAGAUUUGCAGCGACCUCAACCAACGCCGUCCCUGGAUAUGCGACCGGCCGAGUCACUCUCACGUCCCAGUCGCGUGGUGGAGUUUCCCGGUGUGGUUAACGUGAAACAGCCAUUUCGGGACGAUGUUACUAAGUUUGGGGAUGUGAAUGGACCGAUUACGGCAGUCCAGCGACCAUAUAUUGACUACGGUGAUGGGAAACGGCUACGGGCGACCGAUCCGAACUACUACGUGGACAGUCCGUACCAAACGAAUCGGCACUACUUUCCAUCCAAGGUGUACACGGAACCGAAAAUCUACCAGCCGUGGAAGUCACGAUCACCGCGUGUUGUGUUCCCGCAGGGCGACCUCUCCGGACCGUCCGGGUUCGGCAUCGACAAUGUUGUUUUCAGGGAUCAAAACUUCGGCUUGAACGAUCUGGCAGCGAUCCAGGAUGUGCGGAACGAGUUCAACCAGGAUGACGACAUCAUCGACGACCCGUCCUCUUCCAGCAAAGAUCGAGUUACCAUCUCAGUAUCUAGACCCCGUUCUAUCCCAACCCGUUACCUUCGUCCCCACCCGGUAGUAGUAGUAGCAACCCCACCCACAGUGAGUGCCAAAGGGCGAAUCCGCGUCUAUCCGCAUCCCGGUGCAUCUCGAACUAAACCAUCUCACACCUAUGCGACUCAUCAUCAAGCUACAGUUGGUGGUGACGGUGGUUUUCGGAUCGGGGUCCGAUCGGAGCUGCAGUGUCAGGACGAGGGCGGUACCUGCGAAUUUUUCCUGCUCUGCUGGAUGUCCGGCGGGCUGCUGCAGGGUAGCUGCGGCGGACUGCUGAAGGGUUGCUGCCAUCGGACGGCCAAAUCGGCCAACAUCGGCAUCGGCACCGGAAACACGAUCGAUCUAACAAAUCUUCCAAAUUACGAUUACGGUCCGAUUGAAAAUGAUCCCAGCUGUGGUAUCUCGCUAGCGAAGCAGACAGCUCAGCGGCGGAUUGUCGGCGGUGACGAUGCCGGUUUCGGUUCGUUUCCCUGGCAAGCCUACAUUCGAAUAGGCUCAUCGAGAUGCGGGGGUUCGCUGAUAUCACGACGCCACGUGGUCACGGCUGGACACUGUGUUGCUCGGGCGACACCGCGUCAAGUGCACGUGACCCUGGGGGACUACGUGAUCAACUCGGCCGUCGAACCACUGCCAGCCUAUACGUUCGGGGUGCGCUCGAUCAACGUCCAUCCAUACUUCAAGUUCACCCCGCAGGCAGAUCGAUUUGACGUGGCGGUACUCACGCUGGAACGAACCGUGCACUUUAUGCCACACAUUGCACCCAUCUGUCUACCGGAGAAGAACGAAGAUUUUCUAGGCAAGUUCGGCUGGGCAGCGGGCUGGGGUGCGCUUAAUCCCGGCUCGAGGUUGCGGCCGAAGACGCUACAAGCGGUUGAUGUUCCUGUGCUGGAUAACAGAGUCUGCGAAAGGUGGCACCGUUCGAAUGGAAUCAACGUGGUCAUUUACCCGGAGAUGCUGUGCGCUGGGUACCGAGGCGGCGGGAAGGACUCCUGUCAGGGGGACUCUGGUGGGCCACUGAUGCACGAGAAGAGUGGGCGAUGGUUUCUGAUAGGUAUCGUGUCAGCUGGGUACUCUUGUGCCACUCGGGGUCAGCCCGGUAUCUACCACCGCGUCGCUAACACAGUGGACUGGAUAUCGCACAUCGUACAAAUUGUGCCGUAGAAGGUCAACGAAAGGAUCGCAGCGGAACGCGCUAAGUCACACUCAUUUCAACGCUGAGGGCUAGUGUACCCAUAGUUAAGGAUGCGAAAGAAGGCUUUUUCUUUUUUUCCGAAAUUUCCCGCCGCAAUAUGAUUCCUGGAUAGAAAAAAAAUCACCAAGAAAAAUUCGUAAAAAGUAGAAUUUACCGGGAUAAUUUGAGCAACGUUUCCGCAAAAAUAUUUAACUAUUUAUUGUAUUCCGGAAUUACCGAAUGAGCUCAGCGGUUCGAUGAGUGAGCAGCUUUUAAAAUGUUACAGUAUGUGACAGUCUAAAUUCUUCAGCGCGCAAUUGUACCAUAAUCGAAAUAAAAAAAAAACGCCUCGGUAAGCUAGAGAAUGCCCUCAACUUAGCAAUGUACUAAAAUACCUGAUUGUGAUAUAUGUACUGACGAGGAAACACGUGAGUGAUAGCAAAUAGUUCACAGGACAAAAAGUAUAAACAAAAUGCCAAGCCAGAAUGAGAGAGAAUGUAAAAAGAGUAAAUACUGGAAGAGAAGAAAAUUAAACACUAAUAACAUGUUUCUGUGAAACUGUUCCAUUAGUAGGAUCCCUGUACGUAGUUGUACAGUGAAGCAUCAACAGAAUAAUUAAUAGGGAAAUAAAUAAAAAAAAACAAAUCUGUCACUUACUAUACAGUUUUCUGGUAGCGUAAUCGUGCAGGCCAUCGUUUGUGAAUACGGAGCGCACGAGAGAAAGAAUUUAAAAAGCAAAACAACUAUAAACGAGAACGAAUUACUGUUUUAUGUAAAUAUAAAAUUUCUGUCUUCUCUAUCCCCCCCAACGGUAGGUUAGUGAACUUAGGUGAUUCUUUAGAUUUUUAGAGGAAAAAUCGCACGGGCGAUAAAAAAAUGAAAGACAAAAAUGCGAACCACUAUCAUUGUGGAGGAAGUAAACAGAUUGUUACCAUGAAUAAUAUGACUAUUUUGUAAAACGAAAAAAAAGAACGAAUGUGAAAAACCAUGUUGAUACAAAAAUACAAUCCAACCAGAUCGGUCGCCCGAUUGAAUGUGCUUUUAUACAAUAGAGUAGAGAUAAUUUUGUACCACACAAAAGCUCGCUCGCAAAUGCCUCAAGUAAAGAAAGUGCCUGGAUAUA